Messenger RNA from Suillus clintonianus, 1382 nucleotides. RefSeq lists its product as uncharacterized. NCBI's taxonomy places the organism in Eukaryota, Fungi, Basidiomycota, Agaricomycetes, Boletales, Suillaceae. The transcript is spliced from 6 exons. Bases 1 to 1152 code for a protein of 383 amino acids. The record is from RefSeq and is a predicted model, not a curated record.
AUGCCCCCACCCGAAGCCCACAGGACAUUGAAGCGCCCCCGUCAGGAUGAUAAUGACUCCAUGUCAGCGGGCAGGUCUUCUGGUGUUCAAUACAACGGCGCAAGGGUGAAGCGCGAACAAAGUCCGACCCCUCCGCCUCCACAACGGAAAUUGGUUGUGUCCGGGACAAAGCGCUUUGCCCCCUUUCCCUUGAAUUGUUUGCCUCCGAAUUCUGGGUACAAGGAGCAUCGAAGGAUAUGGGCCAAAAAGUGUCAAAGUGAAAUUGAGGCUCUGAAACUUCAAACGGAGAAGUUGCUUAUCAGAGAUGAUGGUGUAAUAGUAGAUUGGAAGAGUCCGGUUCCAGUUUGGUCAGACACUUUGCAACCAGUCGAACUUGAUCUUGCUGCUACGAUCACACUUGCACAUCAGGCAAAUGCUCAACAGCGCAAUGCUUCUCUUCACCACACACCUGAAGACCGCUCCCAGUCGGCUGCAUCACUUCCGUACCCCCCAUCCACACAGAAACUCCCCAUCCCACCACGGCCACGGAGGAAUGUAGCAUCGCCAUCUGUAUCAUCCUCACCCGCGGGAGGUUCAAAAUCUCAGGCACCACCUAAGCCCGAUCCUCCAUCUACGGAUGUUCCCGCUCCAUCGAGGCCUUUGAACGACCUUCCAACGAUCGUGAUAGUACCCGAUGAAGAGGAACAAAUGUCGAAAAUGACGAUGGAAUAUCUCGAAAGAUACUUCCAAAUGUUCGAUUCGGAUCGUGCCAGUCUUGCUUCUGCAUAUUCUAGCAACGCGUGCUUCUCUUAUCGAGAAGUCAAGUGCUUCUCUCCUGGGUUGCCCCACUUGCAACCCCCGUUACCUCCAUCUGACUCCAUCAAACGUACCCGGCUCGACAUAACCGCGACCCUCCUUUCCCUACCCCCUUUGCAGCUCUUGCCGUUGACUGGCUUGGCAGCGGACAUUGACUACGACAUCAUGUGGCUUGGUGGUCCCGUUGGAAUGUUUGCCACCUGCGGGGGCGUCCAUCAUGGGCACGCCUCCAAGCGGCCGGUGACACACAGCUUUUUAUUGCGCCAAAAGGAGGCAUACGAAGAAGAUGCGAGGGCUGACGGCGUGUGGCCAUUAGUUGCUGUGGCACAUCAGAUGAUGGUGUAUGAUAGCGCGUAGAUAUAGCUCAUCUUCUAUCAGUGCUUGGUUGUGUGCUCACAUACUCCUAGUUAUGGUUAGAGAUAAAUGAUUUAGUGCAAAUAUCCGAGUCUUCCAUCAGACUAUGACACAGUUGUAAUAUGAACAUUCGCUCUUGUGGCUUGUAGCGCCUAGCAAAUCUAGACAUUCUGGUGGUAGUCCUCGGAGAAUGCGAGUGACGAAAUCGAUUACUCGGCAGCUCUGUAGUUGAC